This is a messenger RNA of Xenopus laevis (African clawed frog), 4075 nucleotides long. It is a transcript of the gene uvrag.S, whose product is annotated as UV radiation resistance associated S homeolog. The record is from RefSeq and is marked provisional. Gene Ontology annotation, molecular function: SNARE binding. NCBI's taxonomy places the organism in Eukaryota, Metazoa, Chordata, Amphibia, Anura, Pipidae. Gene Ontology annotation, cellular component: midbody; cytoplasmic vesicle; lysosome. Gene Ontology annotation, biological process: centrosome cycle; phosphatidylinositol-3-phosphate biosynthetic process; vesicle-mediated transport.
CGGCGGCUGAGAGUCAGCUGGAUGGGGAGGAGGAGGAGGGCUGUUUGCUGUUAGGACUCCCGGCUCAGAGCCAGUGAAAGACAUGAGCGCGACUCUGCCUGUUUCCCGUGGGAGGGAUGUGCUGUCAGUCCUGGGCCCCUCUGUGACUUUGCCUCCGGGGGUCGGAAUGGUGGGGCCUGGGGCUGGAGCCCGCUCACUGCAUGUGGAGCUGCACACUCAGCAGAGGCGUCUCCGUCACUUAAGGAACAUUGCGGCUCGGAACAUUGUGAAUAAAAAUGGAUACAGACUCCUCGAUACCUAUUUCACCCUUCAUUUGUGUGACGAGAAAAAGAUUUACAAGGAAUUUUACAAGAGUGAAGUCGUAAAAGACUCUUUGAAUCCAACAUGGCGGAGCCUGGAUUUCGGGCUGAUUCCAGACCGCCUGGAUACAUCUGUAUCGUGCUUUGUGGUGAGGAUAUGGGGUGGGAAGAAUGAUGUCUGUCGACUGCUGAUCGAGUGGAAAGUGAAUCUGGAUGGACUCCGAUACAUAGGCCCACAGAUCCAUGCUUGUAACCCAAACGAAAUCAUUUUUGGCCUUAACGAUGGGUAUUACGGGGCAGCGUUUGAGAGCAAGAAUCAUUCUGAGACUCGACGGAACAGCCAUCUGCAAGUGGAUCAGAGCACUGUUAGAAAUUCCUAUGGUGUCUUCUCUUUGCUAAGACUCCACCGGGCUCAAUGUGCAAUCAAACAAACGCAAGUGACCGUUCUAAAAAUUGGAAAAGAGAUUGAAGAAAAACUGCGAAUGACCUCUUCUAGCAACGAGCUGAAAAAAGAGAGCGAAUGUUUACGCUUGAAAAUACUGGUGCUUCAAGAUGAACUGGAGAGACAGAAGAAAUCCUUGGGGCGAGAGAUGGAAAUACUGCAAAAGGAACAGAAGUUACUGAAUGACAGACGAAACGUAUUUAAUGUCAACCAGGAGAAGCUGCAGAAACAGAAUGAAUCUCUCGGUGAAUUAAGGAAAGAAUGCACAGCGAAAAGGGAGCAGUUUCUAAAGACCAACGCUCAACUUACCAUUCGCUGUCGACAGUUGCUGUCUGAACUCUCGUAUAUUUAUCCGAUUGAUGCACCUGACCAAAAGGAAUAUUUCAUAUGUGGUGUGAAGCUGCCGAAUUCUGAAGAUUUUCAAGCAAAGGAUGAUGGGAGUGUGGCUGUCGCAUUGGGCUACACGGCGCAUUUGGUCUCCAUGGUUUCAUUCUUCCUCCAGAUACCUCUGCGUUAUCCCAUUCUGCACAAGGGCUCCAGAUCUGCCAUCAAAGACAACAUCAACGACAAGCUGACGGAGAAGGAAAGAGAGUUUCCUUUGUAUCCGAAGGGUGGAGAAAAGCUUCAGUUUGACUAUGGAGUCUACCUUCUCAACAAAAAUAUUGCCCAGCCAUUCAGAGGUGGAUUUGCUGGUGUGUUUUGGGUCAUUGUCCUGCUGCAGCACCCAAGAUCGCUUCAGCUUGAGUUGACGAACAGAUGGCCGGACAUUCUCCUUCAGGAUUUUUUGUUAAGGUAUCAGUAUGCCCUGGGCACUCCAGAUUUACGUCAGACUCUUCCAAACCUAAAGACCUUCCUGGAACAUGGACUGAUGGUUAGAUGUGAUCCGCAUCAUAUGUCAAGUGCUAUACCUGUUCCAAGAAGACCCACAAGCUCCACGUUUGUUAGUCAAGAUGUUGGGUUUUCUAGUAGGACUCCCACCCCUGACAAAGGACUGAGAAAACGAGCCAGCUCUGAGAAUGAGAAUAUCCCGUAUAAAACUCCACCCCCUAGCUACAAAUCUGCCAUGGCAGACCCCGUUGUAAUUUUAAUUCCGGCAAAAGAACCUGAAAAAAGACGUGUAGCCUCAUCUCUGGAUGCAAGUAUAAACAUUUCAAAGGAAGGGAGCAGUAAGGAAUUUUCUGAGAGUCUUAAUGGUGAUAGUAUAACCAAUGGCAGCAGUGACCAGACCCAAGCCAAGCCUUUCUCUGAAACCUCCAGUGCAAUGAAUGGAACUUUAUUGCAAGGUGAAUCUGUUGCAUUUGUGAGUGGGGAGGUUCCCUGCAAUUCCCAAAUCAAUGACUUGUGUUGCACUGUGGAGCAGGCAGAGGAGAUAGUUGGGACAGAAGCAGCAGACUUUGCUUCAGGAGACCAGCUAGAAGCAUUUAACUGCAUACCUGUGGACCAUGCUGUGGCCGUGGAAUGCGAUGACCAAGUUUUAGGGGAAUUCGAAGAGUUCUCCAGGAGAAUUUAUGCACUGAACGAAAACAUGUCCAGCUUUCGCAGACCAAGGAAAAGUUCAGAGAAAUAAAGCUUUAAGAAGCUUUGGUAGAGUUUCCUACCAACUCAACUCAACAAAUCAUUUGUAUUUAUUUAAGAAAAUACCGGCUAUGUGCAAGGCUAUUUUUCUGGGGUGGUAAAGAAUUAAGGAAUACAGACAAAAACAAAUACAUUUACAGACUAAACAAAUAGACUUUUAUUUUUACUGUAAAAACAACGAUUUUUGCAGUGUCUCUUUCAUCAUUGCAUUUUUUUUUUUUCGUUGAAGAUUUCUUUAUGCAUGCCUUGUCGAACAUGUCGCAUAUUUCAUUUUGUAGGAUCCAAAUAAUUACGGCUGACCAUAUUCAUAGCAUAGCGAAGUCGUAUGUUAGAUGUUAAGCUGAUCCUUUAUCAGUGUAAAGUACAUGUUGAAAAGCUCAUGCAAGAUCUUGACGUUUGAGUUGAAACAUUCUUUUUUUUUUUUGUUUUUUGUCUUUUCAGAAACCAUUCCUUACUUGUUUACUGACCACAUAACGGUUUGAUCUGUAUGCAGAUUAUUUUUCAAUCUCUGUGGUAUUGUAUUUUCAUAAUCGUCAUCAUGUCCAGUUUGCGGAAAAGCUGCCAAUACGUGAAAACAUUUUUGUGCCGUAAGGCUAAAGCAUCAUCAACUUGAAGACCAUUGUCUUCCAAAGAUUGGUCAUUAGAUGGCCAUAGAAGCUACAGACACCAGUUUGGUUUUUGUCUAGGGCUUCACCAUCAAAGAUGUUUGUACUGUUUUUACCGCAAGGUUGGCGAUACACUGACCGAAAUUGUCAUACGAGCGCUGGGGCAAGACCAACAUUUUCAAACCUGUUUUGAUCGCUGAAACGACCAAUAUCCUUGACACAAAAAUAUACGUGUAGAUUGUUUAACACACGGAAAUACGAAACCUUGAAUCUAACAACAGUAUCUUCGAGUUUACGGUCAGUUAACAUUUUCAGAAAACAACUUUCCAUUCAAAGAAAAAGCGUAGUGAUGGAAGACAUUGAAAGCUGAAUUCUCUGAAAUAACAGCAAAUGGUAUCCAAUGGCAAUGUCUGGAAUUUUAAAAUUCAUAAUGAUUAUCAUUAAGAAGAGGCUUUAUUUUAACUUUCAUAUGAAGGGAGCUGAAGCUUCAUAAAAUAGUAGCAAGUGCUUAAUUUUUAGCCGCGCAGUUUGCACCAAAGUUUUACCAUCGUAAGGUAAAAAAAAACAAAAAUGCAUUAAUUCGGUGGGGCAAUCGUACAAAUGCUAAUAAAGCAUUAACUGUCCAACGCAGAAAAUGUUCCAUUAUUUUUCGCAUAUGUCGGAACAUAAACAGUAUUAAUUUGUAAAUCGCAUUGCUAUUUAUAUUAACCACAUGUUAAAUGCUGCUUUUAUUCAGGAAAGGAAAUGUUAUGUCAGACCCUCGAUUAUUGUUAAUGUGCCUAUUACGGCACCAAAAUUUAGGAGAACCCGUUUCUCAGCUCUCCGGAAUAUAUUUUUCCUGGUUUCAUAUUUUUUCAGGAUUUUGAGACACUGCUGAAGAUUGAGAGAGGGGUAGGCCAGACCCUAUCCCAGUAUUCGUGUAAUAUGAUCAAGGAUCCAACGGGCAGAAGCAAUUGACUCUUUCUGCUCAGAUCCCACAUGACCCAUAGAGUACAACCUACCAUGUCCUAAAAUAAUGUUAAAUUAAUGUUAAAACCACACUGUUCCCCAUCAUGCAUGUCACUUUGUUUAUAAGCCUUUAUGAUCAAUUCUGUACCCAUGAACAUCAUCAAUUGUCUUUGAUUUCUUCAAUAAAAAUCUCAGGUUCAAUUCAA